AUGGUUGCCACUGGGUAUGAUAUCCGCAAGAAACAUGACCCGAUGUGGAUCGACACGAUCCUCGCGAAAUUCCCAUAUGAUAUAAUAAAAGACUGUAUGAAAGCAUCCUCAACCGACUCAAAACUAACAGUCGGUAGGCUCUUGGAGGAACUUCACGAACAUGUUUCUUCCAAAGCACUAUUUGAAAACAGAUAUGCGUCAUUGACCUCAAGACGGAUCAAUGCUGAAACAGCGCAACGCGCGAAGACUGCCAAGCAAGAAUCGUGCUUAUUUUGCCAAAGGAAUAACCACCAAACAAAGGAUUGCACAGUACGAACCCCAAUCGAUCGUCGAAACGCACUGAGGGGUCAACCCGUCUGCUGGAAAUGCUUUGCGAGCGACCACAGAAGUCGCGCUUGCUUUCAAAGGAAUUGUCCCAGGUGCAACGGAGAUCACCACAUUUCUCUAUGCUCCUACAACGCAGGAGAAACUUCUUCCGUAACAUCUUCUGUAACAAGUGCACGCACGAAAUCACAAGACGAGACUCGCAAAACAUCCAGUGGUAGCGAUAGAAAAACUACCACACAGAAGGGCACAUACCGUAAUCAGACCAGUCACAUGACUGUCGAUAAAGUGCAAGCAGCCGCACCGACAAAAGAGGAACAAAAAGCCGUGAACAGUUUCUCGAACCAAACACAUGGAAAUUCUCACGAGAAAAACCUCGUCCUCAUGACAGUGGAAGGACAGAUCAAGAACAACGCUAAUGGCUCAUUCGAGAACGUCCUGAUUUUCCUCGAUUCGGGGGCUCAAUGCAAUUUGAUUGCUGCCAGCCUGGCUGACGCACUCGCUCUUCCGCGAGGUGACCCAUACCAAUGCACAAUGCACGGAAUUGGAGGAACUGCUCAAACCUAUACGGCGCAGCAAGUGACAGCCGUUUUCAGAACGCGGUUCGGAGAAACUCUCGCCAUUAAUUUGAGCACCAAACCUGUGCUCACGAACGCAUUUCCUGCCGCUACACUUACGGAUUCGGAUGUCCAAUUCCUCAAACAAAAC
Ostertagia ostertagi is the source of this 1032-nucleotide messenger RNA. The record is from the annotation of a GenBank genome assembly. Lineage: Eukaryota; Metazoa; Nematoda; Chromadorea; Rhabditida; Trichostrongylidae.